Molecule: messenger RNA, 757 nt
Organism: Vicia villosa (hairy vetch)
Lineage: Eukaryota; Viridiplantae; Streptophyta; Magnoliopsida; Fabales; Fabaceae
Product: disease resistance response protein Pi49-like
Exons: 2
Coding region: 101-577 (158 amino acids)
Biological process (GO): defense response; abscisic acid-activated signaling pathway
Cellular component (GO): nucleus; cytoplasm
Molecular function (GO): signaling receptor activity; abscisic acid binding; protein phosphatase inhibitor activity
Source: RefSeq, a predicted model, not a curated record
ACUCAACUUCACUCAUAAAUCACCAAACUAAGCAACCAAUUUCUUAGUUAUUAAUUUGUUAUCUCUCAUACUAGCUAGCAUUAUAUUCAUCAAUAUUAUCAUGGGUGUUUUCAAUUUUGAUGAUGAAACCACUUCUGUUGUAGCACCUGCUAUACUUUACAAAGCUCUUGUUAUAGAUGCUGACACUCUUACUCCAAAGGUUAUUGAUGCCAUCAAAAGUAUUGAAGUUGUUGAAGGAAACGGUGGUGCUGGAACCAUAAAAAAAGUCACUUUCGUUGAAGAUGGUGAAACCAAGCAUGUGUUGCACAAAAUAGAGUUGGUAGAUGUUGCUAACUGGGCUUACAACUACAGCAUAGUUGGGGGUGUUGGGCUUCCAGACACAGUUGAAAAGAUCACUUUUGAGGCUAAAUUAUCUGAAGGACCUAAUGGAGGAUCUGUUGGAAAGUUGAGUGUGAAAUACUUCACAAAAGGUGAUGAUGCUCCAAGUGAAGAGCAACUCAAGAAGGACAAAGCUAAGGGUGAUGGUCUUUUCAAGGCCCUUGAGGGUUACGUUUUGGCUAAUCCUGAUUACAACUAAAAUAUAUACUUCUCAAAUGCUUGCUAUAUUUAUGGUGUGUUGUUAUACAAUAUUUCAGGUGUGCUUAAUUUGGCUACCAAUGUAAUUCUCUGUUUUAUUUUGUCAUUUCCCUUUUGUUGCGAGUCAUGUGUAUCUCUCCUUCAAUAAAUUCUAAUAAUGAUUUAUAUAUAUUUCUAUUUA